Brienomyrus brachyistius is the source of this 4006-nucleotide messenger RNA. RefSeq lists its product as uncharacterized. The coding region runs from base 700 to 1425 and encodes 241 amino acids. Lineage: Eukaryota; Metazoa; Chordata; Actinopteri; Osteoglossiformes; Mormyridae. The record is from RefSeq and is a predicted model, not a curated record. The transcript is spliced from 5 exons.
UUUUGUCUCUUCAAAUAUGGUAACCCUAGUUUUGAGUCCCUUUUCAACCAAGGUUGUCAUGCUUAAUUAUUUCUUCAUAUAUAGGAAGUGACCUGCCGGAUCCGUAUAUCUCUGAUUUUCCUGCAAUCGAGCACAGUCACAUCCUGUAAGCAACAUGACUUUCGAGUGCAUGCUGGAGACGGCUGGCAAUCUUUUUAAUCUUUAAUGUGACUGUAAUCGGUACUACUUCUGUAAUUCUGUCUUGUGUGUAUUGCCGCUUUUAUAUAUGACGGCAUCAUUCCGCAUGUCUGCAGUGGAUCGAGAAGAAUUAGAAAGUUAUAUGUAACGGUUAUAGAACUGCUAUAGAAAAGAAAAGCUUUGAGCUUUAAAAGGAGCUGUUUAUGCAAUAAUGUGUGUGGCAAAGGGCUUGUGUCUGUAGCUUCCAGCACAGGCUUCUGAGCCCUGCAUCAGAUUAGUGGGUAUGGAAAAUGGAUGGGUGGGGGGUGUAUGGUAAAGGGGGCAGACUAUGAUGUCAAUUUGGGGGAACAACUAACCAAUAAAGGGGAGCAAUGCUUAACAUAUAAGGGCGUGUGUUAUCAGAGAAGAACAAAAACGGCGAGGGAAACUAGCGGGUGAUUAAGUGGGGGUGAGUUCAUCACUUCCGACCAGAAGAGCUCAGUGACGCUGUCAACCAGCAGAGCAGAGUGAUCAAGGAGAGCCAUGGACCGGUCUGCUGUCUUCAUGGGCUGCCUGAUUCUGUUUCUGCUAUGGAGAACGGGUUAUAUUGAAGCUCUGAAAGUGACCCAGAGUCCUCACCAGCUAUCAGUCCCAAUGGGACACGCAGCUUUCAUGUCCUGCUGCUGGGAGGGAAAUUCAUCUUAUAUACGACUACGAUUCACAUGGAUUAAAAACUUUAGCAAACCUGGAAUUGGCACUCAUCUUGUAUUGAUCAACCAGACUGAAACAAGUUGUUCUAGUGAUUCAGAUGAUUAUAAAUUCGAAAUUUCUAGUAAAUGUUAUAAUCUGACCAUUUUAAGCGUCACUUCGAAAGAUGUAAGUUUAUACACCUGUGAAAUACAGGUUGAGAUACCAGUAUUAGUAAGCUUCACUGGACCAGGGACAAAUGUAAGCAUUCAAGCUGAUGAUCAAAUAAAAGCGUUGACAUCAGGCGUUGGUGUUGCUGUCCCACUUGCUGCAGCUGUCAUGGUGCUGUGUUGCUGUACCACUGUCUUCUACCUGUGGAAGAGAUGGACAUCAGGUUCUGGUCGUCAUCAUGGUGGCAUGGCAGUACGAGCGGAACUCCAGCGGUCAAUGGAGGAGAUGAAUGAGAUAGACGAGGCAGCAGAACAUCACUCUAACUCUUCCCGAGGGUCGGAACAGUGGUGUCCAGUUCAGCUAUACGAGUCCAUCGAUUACUUUCUUGUGCAGAACAACGUUGACACGUAACAGAGGGCGCUUUCUCCUGAAGGACCUAAACAACCUGGAAGAAGCUCUGCAGUUUGCUUGGGGUUAUCUGUGAUUGUUAGACGGCGGUCGGUCUGUCUAUGCCUGGGUAAAAAGCUAGCUAAAGCAAAAGGCGGCUGGUUUACAUCACAGGAAUAAAUAGUCUCACAGUACCUCACAUAGAAUGCUAAUUUGACCUUCUUCACAAAUACUUUUUGAUAGUUGCAAUGUAUUAUUUCCUAUGCAACAGUCAGGACAGAUACAAGUUGAACACUUGAAGGUUUUGUGGUGUUGCUUCUGCCUCAGUGUAUAAACACGGGCACUAUAUGAUUGGAAUGGUCAUACACAAAGUUUGGACAACAUUUCAAAGAAUUUAGCUGAAGACCCACAGGCCCUUAUUCUUAAUUAGCUAAAACAGAGUAAUGGCUGAAGCCAAUGUGGUGGGAAAAGUGGCAGGUAGCGACUAAUUAUAAAUCCUUAUCCAUUCUUGGGGAUGAUCUCAUGCUGAUACGCUGUUUGCACCGUCUAUCUUUGUUGAGUGACGUGUUGUUAGACGAAACCAGCAAAUACCUGUUAAAGAUUCAAGCAGAGAUGAGUGGUCAUGCAAAUGCACUUUAACGUACUUCCAUCAAUAGCACUGAAUAGCCCGACACCCUUAAGUUCAAUUUAACUACAUAAAUUCAGUAAAUAUUUCCACAUCGCUCCCUCCCCCCAACACAGCAGCCCCAAGCAUUUAGUCUUAUUGCUCCUUGGGACAUGUGGAAGUAAACAGUUAAACUGCAGUGUGGAAAAUGCACACUACAGGAACAAUGAAUCCUAUGACCAGGCUGGAGAUAGAGACAGGGAAGAAACUCAAAGGAGAUGCAUGCAAAGCACAGGUGGGGUGAUAACCACAGUUAUUCCGGAUCUUUGUGGGUUUAGCUGUGAUGCUGCAUGCAAAAAUAUUCCCUUUGCAGAAGCUGCCUAUUGCUAUAAAGCUUGCACAGCCAAUUCCAGAGUUAUUGGCCACCCCCCUGAAGACAAGUUAAACAUUAAUAUAUGAGAUGAACUACAAAUCCAAUAAGUAAUACUUUGUGCUUCAACAAUGGUUUGUUAAAGUUUUUUUCAAACACAGAUUAUUAUUUAGUAAUGCAGUUUUUGUGGAGGGAUCUUGGACCACUGCUUCAUACAGUAUAACUCCAGUUCCUUGAUAUUUUUGGGUUUAUGCUGGUGGAUGCUAUACUUCAACUCAAACCACAGGAUCUCAAUUGGGCAAAAUCCAUGACUUUGUCUUCUUGCAACCAUCUCUGUGUUGAUUUCAAUGUGUGCUCUUGCUAAAAUCUCCAUGCACAGCCUAGGCAGAUAGGUUUUUGCCUAAAACGUCCAGGUGUUUCGCAGAAUUCAUGAUGCCCUUGAUCUUCACUAGAGGCCCUGGGUUGCUUGUAGCAAAGUAGCCCCGUAGUUUCUGCCACAGUAUGUGACAGUGGGAACCAGCUGCUAUUCCUUGCGUGCAGCACCUUUGUUUGUCAAACAUGCUGGUGGUGUGCAUGACCAAGUAGUUAUUUCAUGUGACAACAACACAAUGCAAAUUGUAAAUCCAGUGAUAUCUGGCAAACUUCAGGAGCUGUGUUUUCUGGCUCAGUGUUAGGAAUGGCUUCUUUUGAGAAACUCUUCCAAGAAGCUUCUAAUGAUGCAGGCGAUGAUUGACGGUCGAUUCUGAAAUAUUACAGCACCAAGAUUCAAGCAAACUGCUGCAUCCAGAAACUGUGAUUUUGGGCUCUUUUAACCUCUCUCUCAAAAGUCUCACUGUGUGUGGGGGCAGUAUGGUGACCCGUCCAUUUCUAGGCAAAUUUUCAGCUGUUCUACGCUUACUAAUUUUUUAGGUGUCCUGAUUGUGAUUAGCAGUAUUUUUUUUUUUAACAAUUUGUCAAACUUUCCACAGUUGUUACCUAAUUUGUAAAAAUUAACAACCUUUAAUCUCACAACCUUUAAUGUUUUCUGGUGAAUGAUAAAGGGACUUUGCAUAUGUGUGACAUCAUAUAUGCACCCCCGGGAAACAGGAAAUGGUCACAGACAACAAAUAAUAUCUUUACAUUUUUUUCACCUUUGAUGCAAAUUUAAAUGUAAUUGGCGAAUUCUCUCCUGCCCCUUCCUCACCUUAGCUACUGUAUGGUGAGCGUACUGCUGCAGAAUGCCUGCUAUCGCAUCAGUCAGGUAGGGGCUACACUAGUAGGUGAAGUGGCUCCCCAUUGGUUCCGUAAAGUGCUUUAGGUGUUUGAAAAAGUGCUAUAUAAAUGUAACUUUCAUUCAUUUAUUCAAAUGUCCUUGGAGUUACUUGGGAUAUUUUAUUUGGUGGCAAUAAUUUUGCACCAAAAAUACUUGAAAGAUUAAAUGAUAAGCAAUUUUUUUUAGUCUUGUGUGGUUAUAUGCAUGAAUUUUUAUAUGCAUUGUUCAUUUUAUUGUUUUACAUCCCCCCCCCUUUUUUGGGAAGGUUGCCAAUAAUUCUGGAGGUGACUGUAUUAAUUGACAUGGCUGAUCCGUGAUUCUCACUGUAUAAAUAUCAGGUGUCAUACCUUCAUAUAAAUAAAGACUUCCUUUUCCAGCA